This is a messenger RNA of Triticum turgidum subsp. durum (durum wheat), 651 nucleotides long. The record is from the annotation of a GenBank genome assembly. NCBI's taxonomy places the organism in Eukaryota, Viridiplantae, Streptophyta, Magnoliopsida, Poales, Poaceae.
AUGUCGCCGGCGGCGUGGACGAGGACGAGGAAGCUCGUGCUUGGCCUUCCCCUGCUCGCCGGCCGAAGCAGCAGAUCCGCUGGAGAUGGCCGCUCCUCCUCCUACUUUGCCGGUGCCGGUGCCGCCGGAGAGAAGAAGAAGAGGUCUACGGCAGUCCGGAAGGUGGUGGCUAUCGGGGCCAUCAGCCUGGCCGGGGGAGUCGCCCUCAGCGCCAUCAACGACCUCGCCAUCUUCCACGGAUGCACCAGCAAGGCGAUCGACAAGGCUAGCGAGAACCCAGAGGUCGUACAGGCGAUCGGGGUGCCUAUAGCUAGAGGCCCAUGGUACGAUGCAUCUGUCGUUUUGGGUCAUCGGCGCCGAUCCGUGGCGUGCACGUUCCCGGUCACAGGGCCACGGGGUUCGGGAGUGUUUCAGAUCGAGGCCGUCCGGAAUGGAGAGGAUGGUGUGCUUUCGUUUCUGCGCCACCACGACUGGGAGAUACUGGCCAUGGAUGCUCGCCUGGAACUGCAGCUAGAAGCACUACCUUCAGAUGAUGGCAGUCAGGGUCAGCAACCAGUCGUGAUGAACCUAAACCUGAUGAGCAGCACUUCUGCUUAUGACGACGACAAUUGUAAGAUUAGUGAUACUGCUGGUGGUGGGGAAAUCAGUUGA